Messenger RNA from Macrosiphum euphorbiae (potato aphid), 4326 nucleotides. Lineage: Eukaryota; Metazoa; Arthropoda; Insecta; Hemiptera; Aphididae. The record is from the annotation of a GenBank genome assembly.
AUGUCGAGUGAUCACGUUGAUGAAAUUACAGCACCUAAGUAUAAUGAAUUGUACCAAUUAGUGAACGAGCAACGAGCUAAACUCAAACAGCUAGAAGAUGAAUUAGCACUGGUAAAUGUGAAAAAUGACGAGACACCAUUGAACACUAAGACAAAUGAUGAAUCGAUAGAGUUUCGUGUCAUCCCAGACGUCAAUAAGUCAGUGAAAUGUUUUACUGGAUUGGAACCUUCUCACGUAGCCGAAGAUUGGUUGGAAACGAUAGAGGGUUUAGCUGAUUUGAAUCGGUGGCCAUCCAAAUUUUGUCUACAUUUUGUACGUUCGAAUAUGUCUGAUGCGGCACGUAAUUGGUUUUUAUCGAAAAAUUUUGUGAGUUGGUCCACGUUUCGUGAGAAGUUUAAACUAGUGUUCGUACGUGAAUUACGCAUGGCCGACAAGUGGGACGCUAUGCGCAGUCGUGUACAACACAAGGAUGAAUCACUGAUGUCAUAUUUUCAAGAUAAGGUGCGGUUGUGCAAAGGUGUCAGAUUACAGUUCGAAGAACUUCGCGAUUAUGUUCUACAGGGCAUUUUAUCUCGGGAACUCGCGAUGUAUGCAUUUGGAAGGAAGCACUAUGACGAAGACCAAUUACUCAUAGAUAUAUUGGAGUGGCAACGUCAGUCUGAUCGUCGUGGAGAUCAGCCAAACACUUCCGUAAUUACUAAAGUCGAUCAUAGUAAGAUGUGGUCAAAAAAAGAAACAACAAGUAACCAGGCAGAACCAAGUAAGUUCACAUCGACGACACGAACCACUACGAAAACAGAAUCACCGACAUCUGACUCACGACACAGUACAAUUAAGUGUUACAAUUGUUCUGGUUUUGGACACAUAGCGCGCGAUUGUCCAAGACCAAAACGACCAAUGAAAUGUUCAUUGUGUAGCGCCGAAGGACAUACUCGGGGCAAAUGUCCUUCUGUUAAGCAAGAACAUCCUGCCAGAACGUGCCAGGUUGUGGUGGCGGGGUGUGCAGGGAAGAAUCCGUUUGGGAAACAAGUGAAAAUUAACCAAGUUGAAUUCAAUGGACUCAUUGAUUCAGGUAGUACAGUAUGUUUAAUCCGAUCGUCUGCAGCUGUACGGACCAAAUUACCAAUAGUGUCAUCAAUCAAACCAUUGUAUGCUGUGGGUGAUAUGAAGACACCUAGAAUCACUUCAUUAGCAGAAGUAAUGGGAGAACUGGUUAUCGAUGGGGUUAAGACGGACAAGGUGCAAUUCUUAGUAGUUGAAGACAAAGCAAUUCCAGUAGAAGUAUUGAUUGGACAGUCUUGGCUCAAUUUGCCUCAGAUUACUUACCACAAACAAGAUGACACGUUUGUCGUUGAGUACGCAGAUAUGGACGUGGAAUCAAUAUGUGCCAAUAUUAAUAAGCAUGAACAUGGAGUUCAAGUAUGCUUGGUGCAAGAACAGUCAACAUCAAAAGUGUCACUGUCAACAGAUGAUGUGAUAAUAGGCAGUCAGGUUGACUCCACGCAAAAAGAAGAACUAACAGUGUUACUGAAUAAGUAUCGUGCAGUGUUUGCAUUAAAUUUACAAGAAUUGGGUUGCACGGAUUUGGUGACAAUGGAGAUAAUGGAAGAACAAAACAGUAAGCCUGUAUCGAUGAAGCCGUAUCGCACAUCCGAACAAGAGCGAAGACAGAUAGCGGAAAUUACUGACGAAUGGGUCAGGAGUGGUAUAAUUAGUAAGACCAGGUCUCCUUAUGCGUCACCAGUCAUAUUGGUCAAUAAAGCAAAUGGAAAGAAGAGGUUGUGUGUUGACUUCAGGAGAUUGAAUAGUCAGACAAUAUCACAGUCAUAUCCAAUGCCGGAUGUAGAUUCACAAUUGAGUUCAUUGUCUGCUGGUAAGAUGUUCUGCACUUUAGAUUUAUCGAAUGGUUAUUUACAGAUACCUUUGGCUGAGGGAGCGAAAGACAAGACUUCAUUUAUCACUCCUGAUGCAGUAUACAAGUUCGAACGUAUGCCUUUUGGUUUGAGAAAUGCUCCAGCUGAGUUUUGCCGAUUGAUGGACCAGGUGUUGGGAACUCUCAAGAGGGAAGGUGUUGUUCGUUGUUACAUCGACGAUGUCAUUAUUCCAGCAACAGAUUGGGGAGACAUGUGUAGGAAAGUGGAAAGAGUAUUUCAAGCUCUUGAACGUGCUAAGUUAACCUUGAACCCAACCAAGUGUGCUUUUGGAGUCACUGAAUUGGAUUACUUAGGUUUUAAUAUUAAGGAAGGUCAGCUGCGUCCAGGUCGGAAAAUAGCUGUAAUUGAGAAUUACCCAAGACCAAAAAAUGUCCAUGAACUAAGAAGAUUCCUCGGAUUGACAGGAUACUUCCGUCGUUUCAUAACACAUUAUGCGGACAUUUCUGCACCACUGACGGCUUUGACGAAGAAGGAUCUACCAUGGAAAUGGACGGAUGCACAACAAGGAGCAUUUGAACAAUUGAGGCGUAUACUGACAUCUGCUCCAGUGUUGAAAUUAUACAAUCACGAAUCACCGGUGACUGAAGUACACACAGAUGCUAGCGCAAAAGGUCUAUCGGGCAUGUUAAUGCAGGGUGACACUGAGAAAUCACUACACUUAGUGUAUGCGGUGAGCAAAAGAACAACCGAAGCGGAAUCACAUUACCACUCCAGUAGACUUGAAUUAUACGCGAUUGUAUGGACGUUAAUUCGAUUGAGGCCAUAUCUGCUUGGAAUCAGAUUCACAGUGGUGACUGAUUGUCAGGCUUUGGUAUAUUUGAACACCAACAAGUCAGCAAAGCCACAGGUGGCUCGUUGGUUCGAUCUACUACAAGAAUUUGAAAUGAAUAUCAAGUACCGAUCAGGCGAGCGGAUGGCUCACGUUGAUGCAUUGAGUCGUUUGGAAGGUACUACGGACAGUGUACAAGCAGUAGAAGAGGCAUUGGAUAAUCGAUCCUUGGUUAUGACAUUAAUGACUUUGGAAGAACGUGUACGAUACAUGCAACAAGCUGAUCCUGAUACAUGUCGAUUAAUCAACAUAUUGGAGAGGGGUGAAGGUGACCGAACUCCAUAUGAGAGGAACGCUGUAAAUAAAUUCAAGUUGUUGGAUGGUGUAUUGUAUCGAGAUUUAGAGGGGAUAAGUCGUUUUGUGGUACCUAAGCCUCUGAGAAAGGGGAUAGUGAUAAUGGCCCAUGAUAUGGCAGGUCAUAGGGCAUUGGAUCAGACACUAAAGAAAAUUCAGGAACACUAUUGGUUUUCAAAAAUGCGUAGGUAUGUACAGAUGCAUAUCGGUGGAUGUUUGGAUUGUCUGGUCAACAAGAAGCCUGGAGGAAAACAACCAGGAGAGUUACACCCUAUUCCCCCUGGAAAAAGACCAUUUGCAGUUGUUCACUUGGAUCAUUUGGGACCUUUUGAAACCAGUUUGAAGGGCAAUAGAUUUUUAUUAGUGUUAAUAGAUAACCUUACCAAAUAUGUAUUGUUGUUUCCAGCAAAAUCCACUCACACUCAAUCAGCUAUUAGAAGUUUACAGAAGUUUGUUGAUCAAUGGGGAUUGCCGGAUCGUUUGAUAACAGAUAGAGGGACAUGCUUUACUUCCAAGGCGUUCCAGGAUUACUGUCAACAUAAUGGGAUCAGGCACACUCUCAACUCGUCUCGACAUCCGCAAGCAAAUGGACAAGUGGAGAGGACCAAUAGAACCUUAUUGCCAAUGCUUGCAAUUCAAGCACAAGAUCAAAAAUUAUGGGAUCAGAAGCUGAAAGAAGUUGAACGUGACAUAAACAACACGGAAAGUAAGACUACCAGAUACACACCAUUUGAGUUAAUCCACGGAUACCGGCCUCAGUUUCAUUCAAGCGUGCUGAGAUUACUAGAUGGUGUUGGUACACAUCAGCCUUUGAAUUCAGUAGAGUUACAGGCCAAGGCAAGAGAUAACAUUUUGAAAACUCAGGUAUCAAUGAAAGAAAGAUAUGAUCAGAAAAGGAACAAAUCGAUAAGCUAUGAAGUUGGAGAAAUGGUGGCAAUGCUGCGUGCACCUACCCCAGGUCAAUCUACCAAGCUUCAGACCAAGUAUCGGGGCCCAUUGCAAGUUAUAGGGAAACUACCUGGAAACACAUAUCGAGUCGCUGAGAUGGCAAGGGAUGGUAAACACAUUUAUGCUACAACGGCUCAUGUGUCUCAGUUGAAGGCAGUUUCAAUAAUGCAAGAGGAGCAGCUUGAGGAAAAAGGAAGUGGGUCAUCAGCAGAUGAAGAUGAAGAGACUAACAAAUCAAAUGCUGAUCUACCAAGGGUGGAAGAAACUGUUAAGCUUAAACGUCAAAGAAAACCACCAAAGUAUUUAGAAGAUUAUGUUUAA